This is a messenger RNA of Hyalella azteca, 1059 nucleotides long. RefSeq names its product thyrotropin-releasing hormone receptor-like (gene CNMaR). Gene Ontology annotation, molecular function: G protein-coupled receptor activity. Gene Ontology annotation, cellular component: plasma membrane. The annotation marks the transcript as partial. Lineage: Eukaryota; Metazoa; Arthropoda; Malacostraca; Amphipoda; Hyalellidae. Gene Ontology annotation, biological process: G protein-coupled receptor signaling pathway. The record is from RefSeq and is a predicted model, not a curated record. The transcript is spliced from 4 exons.
AAGACCGAAAAGUUCGAACCAUGGAUUCGAAUUCGACCGUCGACGAGGAAUGGAGUCCGGAAAAUACGACAAUUUACAAAGUGCAGAUGAUAGCACUUCCAUUGCUCAUAGCUGCCGGCAUCACCGGUAACGGGAUGAGUGUUUGGGUGUUGCUCGUAUCUCCGCUACGUGGCUUGAGUUCAUCAUUUUACCUGUCGGCUCUGUGCGCUUCCGACUCGGGAUUUCUGUUUUGUCUGUUUUUUGUGUGGCUCAAAGGCAUGGGCACUGAUCUCUAUAACCAAAAUGGAUGGUGCCAAGGCAUAACAUACGUGUGUCACGUGACGACAUUUUUAAGUGUUUGGUUGGUGGUGGCGUUCACAACGGAACGUUUUGUAGCAGUCUGUUUCCCCUUCUUGCGUCCAAUUGUCUGUACUGUUCGCCGCGCCAAAACCGUUAUUCUGGUAAUUAUUGCGGUUGCAAUGACACUAUACUUCUACCUGCUUGCCACGGCAGGCAUUGUCACCAUUUCAGGAUCAUCAUACUGUACUCUUGUAGGAACAUACGAGGCCGUUGGCCAUGUUAUGAACCAUGUGGAUACCGUCCUGACCAUGCUUGUACCUCUCGUUAUCAUCGUCACUCUUAACGUGAAGAUCGUCAGAUGUGUACGGUACGUCGAGAAGUUGCGAUGUCAAAUGCUGACGCUGGAUCUCGCGUCCAAAGCGCCGCCAAGCCAGAUCCGCGUCACCAAAACCUUGCUCGUGAUCUCCUCGGUGUUUAUACUCCUCAACCUGCCUUCGUACGGACUGCGGGCGAUGCAGUACAUAACGACUGAUAACAUGGCACCUGCCCUUCCAGGCCAAAUAAACUUCAUAAUUAAAGAAUUCUUGCUGUACUGCGUCGCCGGCCAGAACUUCAGGGCUGCGGUGGCCGCUCUUUGCUCUGCCUCCAGGGACUCCAGCCAAGCCAGCGUGUCUGUGCCACCUCGAGCCCCCACCACAGCCUGCCCUCGCUCUGCCCCUCACACUUCCCUCGCUACCCUCACUUCCAACCCUAAGAGGGACCUCACACCCACCACCAGCG